AUGCCUGCCUUCAAAAAGUUAAAUACGAAAAUAUUCCAGAAAAGUGGUCCGGAAAUAACGCCGGAUUAUAUUUACUGGAAAAAAUUAGGGGUCCCAGUUUUAGUGAAAGAGUUUGGCCCCAUAGAUUACAUAGACUUCUCGCCAAUUGAACCGCAUCAUUUUGCUGUGACGUGUUCUGUCAGAGUGCAAGUAUACAACCCCAUUACAAAAUUAGUGGUUAAAAAUUUAUCAAGGUUCAGAGAAAAUGCGUAUGGGGCUACAUUCCGUUCAGAUGGUAAACUUAUUGUUGCUGGUGGGGAGGAGACAAACGUUAAGCUAUUUGAUGUUUCCACAAAAAGUCUUUUGAGGUUAUUUAAAGGACAUGAAGCACCUGUGCACAGAACUUACUUUGUGCCCAAUAAAGCUCAAAUUGCAUCUUACUCGGAUGAUAAAACGGUAAGAUUAUGGGAUAUUCCCACAGAAAAAAAUGUCAUAUCAUACCGUGGCCAUACAGAUUAUAUUAGGGCUGGAGCCACAAGCCCUGUAGUGCCAGAUAUAGUUUUAUCUGGGGGUUAUGAUAGCAUAGUAAAAAUGUAUGAUACAAGAACAGAAAACGAGGUUUUAAGCAUAAACCACGGGUCACCGAUUGAGGCACUAUUAUUUUUACCCUCCGGGGGUGUAUUUUUAUCAGCUGGAGGUACUGAUAUUAAAAUAUGGGACACCAUAGCAGGUGGAAAACUAUUAGGAAGCAUAUCUCAACAUCAUAAAACAAUCACAUGUCUGAAGUUAGCCUCAGAUAACAAAAGACUUCUAUCUGGCAGUCUUGAUAGACAUGUUAAAAUUUACGACACAAGUUCCUUCAAAGUAGUGCACACUCUAGAUUUCCCUAACUCUGUAUUAAGUUUGGGGGUCUCUAAAAAUGAUGACACUGUAGUAGCUGGGUUAGUUGAUGGUUUAGUUUCGAUAAGUAGACGCGAGGAGGAGCCACUGGACAAAAAAACUGAAAAGAAAAUAUCAUCAUAUAGAUAUGCCUCACAAACUCAUACAAAUGUUGAUACUAUUAUUUCUGAAGUACACCAUGAAAAACAAGCAAAGUAUGAUAAUCACUUGAGGAAAUUUGAAUAUUCCAAGGCAUUGGACUGUGUUUUACUACGUUAUGUUGCAAACAAAACCCCACAAGUCACUGUUUCUCUAAUGCAGGAACUUUUGAGGCGUAGAGCUCUAGAUAAAGCAUUUCAAGGUAGAGAUAACAAAACUAUAACUCAAGUACUUCGUUUUCUGAUUAAAAACCUCCCAGAUAUAAGGUUUACAAGAAUAUUAAUAGAUGUUGCAAAUAUAUUCUUUGAUGUCUUUGAAAACAGAAUAUGUGAUUUACCUCCAGAAACUUUAAAACUUGUUGUAAACCUGAAUGUUUUGCUGCAACAAGAAUUAGAUUUGUACAAAGAUUUAACAAACUUGGAGGGUGCAAUGCAUUUACUUUUAGCUGCUAGUGGGGCUUCAGAAGAAGUUGUAGAAGAUAGCUUAAAAUCUCAAAAACUAUUACCCAGUAUAGAUGCACAGAAAAACAUGGUUGUAAAUUUAACAUAA
Molecule: messenger RNA, 1566 nt
Organism: Brassicogethes aeneus
Lineage: Eukaryota; Metazoa; Arthropoda; Insecta; Coleoptera; Nitidulidae
Source: the annotation of a GenBank genome assembly